Eimeria acervulina is the source of this 1599-nucleotide messenger RNA. RefSeq lists its product as hypothetical. The transcript has a single exon. Lineage: Eukaryota; Apicomplexa; Conoidasida; Eucoccidiorida; Eimeriidae. The record is from RefSeq and is a predicted model, not a curated record. The coding region runs from base 1 to 1599 and encodes 532 amino acids.
AUGGUCACGUGCCAAGGGUGUGGGGAGAGCACUUCCUCACGCCUGUGCUGCCCUAAGUGCACAGAGGCAGGCAGGACUUCCUUCUUUUGCUCUCAAGACUGCUUCAGUGCUGCGUGGGCUUCUCACAGCAAAUUGCAUGCAGUGCUGCAGCGGGGGGCCCCACGGCCUCAUUCUAUCUCCGAUGACCGCGGAGAUGAACGCAGCAGCAGCAGCAGCAGCAGCAGCAGCAGCGGUGGCGCUGGGGCAGUUGACAGACGCACCACUAAACACAUCACAGACGCGGGGACAGCAGCAGACAGCCCACGAACUCCACCGCAUAGCAGCAGCAGCAGCAGCAGCAGCAGAGGGUCAGGAGGCGAGCUGAAGGAGAGCCAGUUUACUGAAGCAGCAGCAGCAGGAACAGCAGCAGAAGGAGCAGCAGCAGCAGCUCUACCUGUCGUACCUUCCCGAGUCGCUCGGGGUCUUGUGCUUAUUCAAGCGCGGGGUGCGACACGCAGCAGCAACAGCAGCAACAGCAGCACAAGCAGCAGCAACAGCACGAACGGCAGCAGCAGCAGCAGCCCAUCGAAGACUGUGAGCAGCAGCUUCUUUUCCCGAUUUCUACCCAACAGCAGAAGGCCCUUGGAGAUCCCUCUGCAUGCAAAAGGAGACAAAGCAGCAGCAGCAAGAUAUGUCUCUGCUGCAGGUCGCUCAGGAGCAGCAGCAAAUCAUGGGGUAGCUCAUGCUGCUGUCUCUCCGCGCUUUAUUUUGCUGCUGCUGCUUCUCUUGGCUCUCUUCUGCUACUUAGCAUCAGCAGGUCUCCUCUUUAGCCCCACAGGGGGCUUUAAUCGAAGCCCUCCUCUGCUGCAGCAAGACAAUGUAGCAGCAGCAGCAGCAGCAGCAACAGCACCGGCGCUGCAGCCACUAAGGGAUGCGCUGGUAGAGGUGAGAGACAAGCUUGCAGCAGUAGAGAGGUUGGUGUCUGAGCACGACAUGUUGCUUGAAGUUAUAGCACCCCCUGUCUCUGCUGCUGCUGCUGCUGCUGCUGCUGCUGCUUCGCGCACCCAGAGGGCGUCAGGGUCCCUAGGAGACAGCGUAGCAACCCAUAAGACAGCGGGGCUUGCAGCUUCAGCGGGCGCCUCCGCUGCUGCAGCGGCGGCAGCAGCAGCAGCAGCAAGAGCGCAGCCUCUGCUUCUGUUGCUGGAGAAAGCCCGCAAAGAAGCAGAAGCAAUAGCAGCAGAAGGAGAAGCAGCAGCAGCAGAGACUCCCCCUGCUUCUCCGCAGCUUAUGCAGCGUUCGUUUGCUGCAGACGUGGGGACAGAGUCCUUGGGGUCUGCAGCCGCAGCAGCAGCAGCAGCAGAGCAGCACCAGCUGCUGCAGGAGACACCGGAAGAGACAUUGGAGCGGGAGAGGGAGGAGACGCUCUCCCCCCGCGCUGCUACAGCAGCAGCAGCGGAAGCAGCAGCAGCAGAAGCUGCAGCAGCAGCAGAAGCAGCAGCAGAAGAGAGGGAUUUGCUGCGUGAUGCAGCAGCAGAAGAGGAGACAACAGGCCUUGAGGGGUCUCCUCGACUGAGUGGUGGAGGGCGCAGCAAACGAAGCAAACGGUGGGAGAGCCCUUAG